CUCUCUCCUCUUUUUUUAAUGUCUUGUCUUUUGAGGGUCUUGGGUUCUUGGGUUCUUUGGUCGAGGCCUGCGCUGCGCAGCCACACAUCCAAUCUUUCCCUUCUCCAACCUCUUUUCGUUCUUUUCUCUAUGCCGUCUAAUCCGUAAUUGAAACAUUUCACUGCUUUCAUGUUUCCUUUGCCGUCAUUUCCCCAUCAUCAAGCAGGCACUUUAGUUUUGACCCUAUCUCCAGAUUAUUGGACGGGAUCAUUUUAGCGUUUAAGGCUCCGGUGUUCCCAUGCCUUAUUCAUGAGGAUUGGCAAACGGAAAACAGGUUCAGCCCGGCAGCACCUAAUUCUCCAAUUCCUCCAGGUCCUUGGAAUUGCAAGCUUAGAAAUCUAAGACCAAGCCUCUUCUAACGUUGCUACAAAGCAGCGAUAGUUGGCUUCUAGAUUUUACUCGACCCGGCCCCCUACGGCUUCUGCUUCUCGUUUCACUUUACUUCUGUUCCCCUUCUUUCUUGGAAAGCUUGGCCCUAGUUUGAAGCUAUUAAAUGCUCUCCGGCGGACGGUCAGAAGACGAUAGUUCUUAAUUUUUUAAUUUCCCACUUCCUAAAAUUCGAGGCGCCCGUGGCGAUACAAUCCGGAUCGCGCCGUCGCAUGGGGUCUUGAGAACAAGUUAUUGUCCUCGAAGCAGGGCUUCACCCCAUUCGAAUAUGCGCGGCAUCUUCAAGGCCGCGGCCAUUGUCUUAUCACUUAUAUCGCAAUCCUCGCAUGCGCAUUCGGUUAAAAGAAAUGCGUUGAAUUAUAUUAGUCGCCUCGAUAAUCCCGUGAUCCAUACCGCCUCUAAUCGAGUACACGCCUAUUCCUCAUUUGACCUCACAUUCCUACUUCAUAACGAACAAGACAAGGUUCGAAUAACGUUAGAACCUAACCAUGAUGUGCUUUUCGACUCCGCUACUGUGCGGUAUAUCGGCGCUGACGGCUCCGUACGCGAGGAGAACAUAGAUAGGAUGGAUCAUAGGGUAUUCAAGGGUCACGCAUUCGUACAGCAUCCAGAGCACUUGGAAUGGAUUAAUUCAGGUUGGGCAAGAGUCACAGUUUACCGAGAUGGACCGACGCCGUUGUUCGAGGGCACAUUUCGCGUCAAUGGGAACCAACAUCACAUUCAGACCAGUUCUAAUUAUAGGCAAACGCAACACGAAGAUGACCCCACCGCGGACGUGGCAGAUGAUGAAUAUAUGGUGGUUUGGAGAGAUUCAGACAUCAAACCGAAUUCGUACGAUGUCUCGGAACUGAAGCGCGGGCUGGGUGAAAACUCAUGUUCUUAUGAUACGCUGGACUUCAACAACGAAGAUCAGCAUCCGGUUCAUCGCGGCUUGGAUCUUCGUGAUAUGUCGGCUGUGGACUCAACUAAGCUCUUUGGGCGCCAGAUCGACGGAACAACCGGCAAUAAUGGUGCUGGUGUCAACCUAGCCCAAAGCAUUGGGUCCACUGAGGGCUGUCCUACCACUCGCAAGGUAGCUCUGGUAGGUAUCGCAACGGAUUGCACGUAUACGGCCCAGUUUAACGACAACAGCGAUGUACGUUCCAACAUCAUCCAACAGGUCAAUUCAGCAUCAGCAGUCUACGAGAGCUCGUUUAAUAUCUCCUUGGGUAUCCAAAACCUGACUAUCAGCGACAAGAAUUGUCCGGGGACACCGACACAAAAUGAACCGUGGAACGUCCCGUGUAGCAACAGUGUCACAAUCACAGAUCGUCUUAACCUAUUUUCGGCGUGGAGAAAUCAGCAUAACGAUACCAACGCAUACUGGACACUCUUAAGCACAUGCAAUACCGAUGCCGCUGUAGGAUUAGCAUGGUUGGGUCAACUUUGCUCUCAGUCGACAAGCACCUCGAGUGGAGGGAAUGAGACGAUUGGGGGAGCUAACGUCGUCGUUCGAACCUCAACUGAAUGGCAAGUGUUUGCUCACGAAUCGGGUCACACCUUCGGUGCCGUCCACGAUUGUACGUCCGAUACUUGCGCGGACGGUACAUCAUCGAUGCAGAAAUGUUGCCCACUGAGCACUUCUUCGUGUAAUGCUAACGGCGGCUUCAUCAUGAAUCCUUCUACGGCACAAGGCAUCACUCAAUUCUCGCCUUGCACUAUUGGCAACAUCUGCUCGGCGAUGGGACGAAAUAGUGUUAGGUCGACCUGCUUGAGUAACAACCAAAACGUCGUGACAAUAACGGGAAGUCAAUGUGGAAAUGGCAUCGUAGAGGCUGGCGAGCAGUGCGAUUGUGGUGGUACGAGCGGGUGCGGCAACAAUACCUGUUGUGAUGCAACAACAUGCAAGUUCAAGGACAACGCCGUAUGUGAUCCGUCUAACGAGGAUUGCUGUUCGGACCAAUGCCAGUUUAAGUCGUCAGGGUCGGUUUGUCGAGACAGCACUGGGUCAUGUGAUCCUUCAGAGACUUGCAGUGGCACAUCCGGAGCGUGCCCUGCUGAUGUCAAGGCGCCGGAUGGCCAGUCUUGUGGCUCUAGUGGUGCUGGCUUAACAUGUGCUUCUGGACAGUGUACUUCUCGCGAUCAACAAUGCUCGGCGCUCGUAGGAUCAGUGACGAACAAUAGCGAUACGAAAGCCUGCGACUCGCAGACCUGUCAAGUUCGCUGCUCCUCAUCUCAACUUGGACCGAACGCUUGCUAUGAUAUGCAGCAGAACUUUCUGGACGGCACUCCUUGUGAAGGUGGUGGACACUGCUCUAAUGGGAACUGCGAGGGAUCUAGUUUCGUCGACCAGGUCGGAUCCUUUUUCUCUGAUAAUAAGAAUAUCAUCAUUCCCGUAGCUGCAUCUGUCGGCGGCCUUCUUCUCAUCGGUCUUAGCUGUUGUAUGAUAACAUCAUGCCGGCGUAGGGCGCGGAGAAGAAAGAUAGCGAAGACAGUCCAACCUAGCGGUAGUUGGGUAGGCGGAAACGGCGCCCCAUUUGCAGCGAAUUCCGUCUUGCGCCCACCACCGGCGGCCCGAUCAGUUGGAAGCCGGAGGACAAGGCAACAGCCCUGGCAGGACGGACCUCAGUGGGGCCAGAGAGCACCUUCAAUGAGAUAUGCUUAAUAAAACUCGCUGUUAGAAGAAGAACCUGGGCUGGUAACUGGGGGAUCUGGGAAACUCGAGUCACAGGAUAAAAGACUCAUUUUGCAAUGACCUUAUAGAGGAAUAUCAUGGAGGUUCAUCAUAUCAUGGCGUUUUGGGCGUUCAAAGCCAAGCAUGCAUAUUUGGAACCCGGGAUAACGAGCUUUGGAUUAUUCGGACUUCUUUUUAUAAUAACACGGGGGUCAUAUCUUAGCACAUAUAUAUGCCCCUUUCCCGUUGGAUAUGAUAGGAAACCGGGAAACAAAUCGUGUGUUUAUAAGAGAAGCAGACAAGAUUUACUGUAUAAAAAGGGAGGAGCCUUUUAAGUAUUAUUACUGCUCUCUAGAUGACGAAUGAUCAUGAAACGAAAAUAACAAGAACAAACACACUUUAAG
Annulohypoxylon truncatum is the source of this 3483-nucleotide messenger RNA. Its product is annotated as zinc metalloprotease mde10. The record is from RefSeq and is a predicted model, not a curated record. The coding region runs from base 695 to 3070 and encodes 791 amino acids. Gene Ontology annotation, molecular function: metalloendopeptidase activity. Gene Ontology annotation, biological process: proteolysis. Lineage: Eukaryota; Fungi; Ascomycota; Sordariomycetes; Xylariales; Hypoxylaceae. The transcript has a single exon.